AUGAGCUCGCCUGUCGAGCCUCUCUUGCCUAAAAUCUUCUUGGGCAAGCUGGAAAAGUUUCAACUCGGCGAUCAGAUCCAUGAGUUAAAAUACUACGGUUGCUAUGUCGAUGACAUCUUCGCCAUCGCCUCAGCAGCACACGUCUCCAUUAAGUUCACGUUGGAGGUGAAAAAGGCAGCUUCGCUUCCUUUUUUGGAUGUCUUCCGAAGUCGAAGACCUGACGGUAGCGUCCAAAGGAGCGUUUAUCAAAAGAAAGCCUGGCCCUGA
Dibothriocephalus latus is the source of this 267-nucleotide messenger RNA. The record is from the annotation of a GenBank genome assembly. NCBI's taxonomy places the organism in Eukaryota, Metazoa, Platyhelminthes, Cestoda, Diphyllobothriidea, Diphyllobothriidae.